UCGCCUAUUUCACUACCGUUUGUCCGGCCGAUCGGUUCACAGUUGUUGUGCUAGCAGCGCUCCAGCGCUUGUUUGCGUUGCCGAUAACCUUCCGUGAUCGCACACGCAACCGACAAAUGCGGACCGAACGGUUCGGUUGCGAUAAGCAGAGCGGUGUAAAGUAUUAACGAAGCCAAAUUAGACCGUUGCGUUUAUAGCUGCAAAAGAAUUUGAACCAAAAGCAACCGAAAGUGUUGCUAGUUCUCCAUCAACCAUCAGUGUAGCCGGUUGUUCACAGAAUGGGACGCUCGCGUGUGACAUCCACCGCGGUGACGGUGCUGCUGUGCCUAACCGUGGUCAGUGUUGUGGAAGGUGGAUUUUUGGAUUGGUUUCGAAGCAACAAAAACAAGGGACACGAUGUGUGUCGCGUUGAGUUUGAGGUGCUCGAUCCGCAGGGGUUGCGUCUGUGGACGGCCCAAAAGGCCCAAAUGAAGGGUUUCGGUGUGGAGCUGUUCAUCAAUCCGGUGCACGGGCGAAAGCAGCAGCAGUGUAAUGUGUGCCGCAACACGACCGAGGUCACGCACGGAAAGUUCUUCCUGCAGGACGAUAACGUGAUCGUCAAGAGUGGUGACAUACUGGAGUACGUGAUCGUUACCGACAAUGGGAAGACGGUGCAGCGCCACAAACCAAGGAAACUUAUUGUGGAUGAAUUCCUGAUCAAACCGAAAGGCAGAUGUGCCUGUCCGCCGGGUACCGUUACACCUGCGACACCGACGGAAACCGCCAAACAGGUGUUUGAGGAACCGACCGCCGAGAUCGCACUGCUCGAACGCAUUCUCGAGCGGGUGUCGAAAAAGUGUGCCGAGGGUGUAAUGUCCAGCUAUCUGUUCCUGCAAACCGAUCGGGUCGAUGGUCCGACCGACGAUUUGAAGCAGGUCGUGCGCAAUUACUUCCAGAACAGGGACGCUCUGAAGCCACUCGCGGAAUCGAUCAAGUCCGCGGAAGACGGCUCCGAUGGCAUCGUGUUUCGAGUGAACAACAUUAUCGAUAAACUGAAAAUAUUGGAACUUGCUCGCCAGGACAGUGACAUACUGGACUACGACAAGCUAACCGCGAUCGAUGAUCUGGAUAUUCGUGCUUCGUUCGAUGAAGCUUCAUAAGCUAAACAAAAAAAACCCUUUCUUUUUUGAGAUUAUACAUGAAACUGAGAAAUAAUAAAGCGUAUGCAACAUAAUACAAAAACAAA
Molecule: messenger RNA, 1225 nt
Organism: Anopheles stephensi (Asian malaria mosquito)
Lineage: Eukaryota; Metazoa; Arthropoda; Insecta; Diptera; Culicidae
Exons: 2
Coding region: 279-1139 (286 amino acids)
Molecular function (GO): carbohydrate binding
Source: RefSeq, a predicted model, not a curated record